Messenger RNA from Glossina fuscipes, 2041 nucleotides. RefSeq lists its product as uncharacterized. The coding region runs from base 59 to 2029 and encodes 656 amino acids. Lineage: Eukaryota; Metazoa; Arthropoda; Insecta; Diptera; Glossinidae. The record is from RefSeq and is a predicted model, not a curated record. The transcript is spliced from 2 exons.
AAUUCUUCUCAUAACAUCAGAUUUAUCUAGAAGACGUUUUGUGUUCUUUUGGGAAAAAAUGUUUUUCAAGAAUCUAAAAUAUCGAAUAGUAUAUAAAUGUCAAAGUACUUCUCUAACUAAAGUUGAUAUACUGUGCAAUAUAAAUGGCUUCUUGUGCGCUUCCGCUGUGUUUGUGUCAAUAAUACUGUUCAAUGUCUUGGCAAUCGCAAUUUGCGAGAAUAAAACUCCGGCAUUUAACGUUAACAUUACUUCUACUGUCAUGACUUUGAUGAUAUAUAAAACAAAACAAUUCGACAAUAACGGUAACGAUAAGCUGGAUAUAUUAAAUCGUUCCAUUAAUACGAAUAUUGAUACGAGGUAUGGAAGCCUUUAUACAGGAUCUAAUCAAAAUAUGUCAGCAAAGAAUCAGCCACUACGCCGUGGGGUAGGAGAGCAAAUUUUGAGCAAACAGCAAGAGGAACUCCAAUGGCCAGCAAUGUCGGCCGCUUACCUAUUAGGACGUAAUGAUGGCAACACACACGAUCGAUCCGGUUACGGUACAUGGCACACAAAAAUAAAUCCAUCAAAACUAAUAGCUUCGCCAACGAUCGAUGCAGAGCAAGAACAGCAAUCGAUAUCAAGCAAUCAUCGUCAGUCAUUGUUCGUCCUUCCAGAUAAUGCCACCAAAGGCUCUGCUACUAAUUUUGAUUACAAUAUGCCACCAGAAUCAUACAAUUAUUAUAAAACUAAACAUAGACGUCCGUUUGCCCUAAAAUUGGUGCAAAGUGAUCUAUUAACAAGACGCCUUCCUUUAAACGUUGACCGAAAUUCAGUUGAUGUGCACCGUCAAUACAAUACAUUAAACGCGAUAACUGAUGAAACUUCUAGUAAUGAUAACAUACCCAAACCUUUUCGUACUCCUUCGGAAGGAUCUUUGCCUACCGAGUUUAAAAAGCCUGCGACUGAUAUGGGCAUCGACGCAAGUAAAACUGGAGAGUUUAGUGGUGAUGACCCUAUUUUUAUUCGUAUUCUCCCAUCACAUAUAUCGACACCCACAGUUUUACAUAUAUCUGGAUCAUUCAACAACUUCAAGUUGAGUAGCUUCAUUAAUUUCUUACGUGGCAAACGACAAAAGCCUAGCGGCUUAUGGCAACAAUACAGCACUGCUCACGCCCAUUUGCACGGUAAAAGUGCUUUGCCCACACCCACGGUGAAUUUAGAAGGUCAGCGUUAUCAGGAUUUAAUAAUGGAUCAGUUUCACUUAUUUAGGCCAGCGUCACCAUAUGACAUCAAUUUUAUGGCGUUUCAACAGCCAAAACACGUCAACAACCUUAGGGCUCAAAAUUCAAUAUAUAAAAGGCUAAAAAAGGACAUUCGGAACGAGAAAAUAAUUAGCGCUAAUAAUUUAACAUUUUCCCAGUACGCAUCUCCUUCGAAAUAUAAUAAUGUGUUAUAUCCGUCGUUUUAUUCACCUUACAACGGAUUAAAUGUCAUACGAUCACCUGAAUUGAUAAAUCAUGAGCCGUUCAAAGUUAAAUUGGACAUAUCUCCCUUAUGGCCCAUGCAAAGAAAUGUUAGAGGCUCGACAGCUCCUAACAUGGAGGAAAAUACUUUUAAACCUUCGAUAAAACUCAACUCGAUAUCAUUUUUAGAAAACGCGCAUACACGUUACCUUACUACACCCCUGCCAGUAUCGAUAUCUGCUGACGAUUAUUAUAAUAGUUUUUGCUCGCGUAAACGUCCAACACAGGUUAAAGAUAUGCUAAAUCAAAUAAGUCAAGCCAGAAUCUCUUUGCAACACACAGUCUAUCCACAUCAAACGUCAAAAUACCGCCAACAAGAGCGGCAAUCAUUGGUGUGUGAUCCAACCGCAAUAAAACGGUUUAAACGAUUUCCUGCUUACCGUCCUAUAAGUCGAGAACAGUUCUUAGCUAUCGCGAAUAGCACGAAUCCAAAAGCAGCACCUAUUACGGUUCACUUGAAUAUAUUUUCAAAACACAGACUUCCAUCGACCUCAAAUUUAUCGAAUCCGUUUAACUUUAACGCUUAAGAAUUUCAAGGC